AUGUUGUCAUAUAUGGUGCCUGUGGAUGAGAAACCUCCGCCAGUGCCUGGUAAGGGCCGAAUGGCGUUGGAGUUGGCUGGGAGCCCCGGAAGCCCAGAGUCUACAGCAAAAAAGCGAACAAACAUUUCGAAGGAAUCGUCUUCGAGCUCGUUCACGAGUGACCUCACAGUUUCCUCGUCUACUCCGUCGGGAGUACUGGACAAACCGAAACAUAAACUACUCAAUAAUGGCAGUAAACACACAUCCUUAAAGAGGUAA
This is a messenger RNA of Pieris macdunnoughi, 258 nucleotides long. The record is from the annotation of a GenBank genome assembly. NCBI's taxonomy places the organism in Eukaryota, Metazoa, Arthropoda, Insecta, Lepidoptera, Pieridae.